Molecule: messenger RNA, 387 nt
Organism: Knipowitschia caucasica
Lineage: Eukaryota; Metazoa; Chordata; Actinopteri; Gobiiformes; Gobiidae
Source: the annotation of a GenBank genome assembly
AUGCAGGUGAAGCAACAUGGCCAUGGCGUCGAGCAGUUACAGAAGAAACGAGCUGUGACUGAGGCAGCGGGAGGAGAAAGCAGUACAGCAGCAGCACCGAGGCAAAGUACAUUACAAGAGGCGUUUCACAAAGGCAGGGUAUAUCCAGAUGACUCUCCAAGAGCAAGGACCAUUACAAGACUGAUUGGAGAAAUGAUUUGCAAGGACCUUCAACCUAUUUCAGUGGUAGAGGACAGUGGCAGCAUCAUCCGUGUCAAACUGUGCAUCUUCAACUCCUCCGGCUCCAACUCCUCCGGCUCCAACUCCUGCGGCUCCAACUCCUGCGGCCCCACAACCUACAUCAAGCUCUACCACAUCAUCAGUAAGAGGAAUAUGGGCCGAUUUUGA